This is a messenger RNA of Drosophila eugracilis, 1207 nucleotides long. RefSeq names its product synaptosomal-associated protein 29 (gene Snap29). The transcript is spliced from 2 exons. Gene Ontology annotation, biological process: synaptic vesicle fusion to presynaptic active zone membrane; exocytosis; synaptic vesicle priming. Gene Ontology annotation, cellular component: plasma membrane; SNARE complex. Bases 108 to 962 code for a protein of 284 amino acids. Lineage: Eukaryota; Metazoa; Arthropoda; Insecta; Diptera; Drosophilidae. Gene Ontology annotation, molecular function: SNAP receptor activity; syntaxin binding. The record is from RefSeq and is a predicted model, not a curated record.
UAACUGUGUAAUCGAUAACAACCAGUCGACGGACAACAACAAAGAAAAUAAAAGUUUAUGAAAACACAACAAAAUUAGCAGAUUCAGAAAUUUCUCUUGCCUCAAAAAUGGCCCACAAUUACCUACAGCCGGUGCACGACCACUUCGAUGCCGUGGACAGAUUCGAGGAUGUGGACGAUGACCUAUUCCUGCAAAACAAGCGAACGGGAGCACCCAAGAUUUCACAGCAGCGUAGCACGAAUCCCUUUGAGAUGGAUGACGAUGACGAAAACGAAAUAACCUCAUCGCCUUCGGUGGCCGCCCAGAGACUGGCCUAUGCGGAAAAGAGGAGGGCCAUCGAACAGCGGACUCUGGACUCCACUAAUAAGAGCUUAGGUCUGCUCUACGAAACCCAGGAAGUAGGCAAGGCCACAGCUGUGGAACUGGCCAAGCAGCGGGAGCAGCUGGAAAAGACCUCCCACCAGUUGGACGAGAUCAAUUCUACGCUGCGUUUUAGCCAGCGUCAUUUGACUAGUCUAAAGAGCGUCUUUGGCGGCCUAAAGAAUUACCUUUCCGGCAACCGUGAUCAGCCAUCUCCAGCUGCAGGCUCGCCCAAUGGCAGUCAGUUUUCCCAGGAGGCCAAUAGCAAUAUUGAUAUGGGCGCCUGUGGCGGAGUUAGCCCUUCUGCCCCACUUUCACCAGCGGAGCGCUACGACAAUCAUCCAGUGAGUCAACUGCGAGACGAUCCCAGCAGUACCUAUCAUCCUCAGCACCAGGCGGCCAAUCCCUUUCAGGCCCAGAUCGACGCCAAUCUGGAGGAGAUGUGCAGCAAUCUGUCGGUUUUGAAGAUGCUGGCCACCGAUCUUGGUGGCGAAAUUGAGUCGCAAAACGAGCUGCUGGAUAACAUGAACUAUAAAAUUGAAGAUGUCGACUUAAAGAUCCACAAGCAGAACAAGGACAUGAGCAAGCUGCUGAAGAAGUGAAUGAAGAAUUUUUGGGUAUCAUUAUACUGUUUUCUGCAUCCUUAGACUAGCCUCCCUUUAAUAUAUCAAUCAUAGUCAUACCAUAUCGCAAGUUAAGCACUACAUAAGGCCAUUGCGAAUGCAUUCCUCAUUAUGUUUCAUAGUUUUUUAUUGUUACACACACUAAAAGAAUUCUCUCAUUGGAGUGCUUGUACUUGGAGAGCGAUAAGUGUUCAGUUUUGAAUAAAAAUUGAUAUAAAAAGUAA